Molecule: messenger RNA, 1372 nt
Organism: Lycium ferocissimum
Lineage: Eukaryota; Viridiplantae; Streptophyta; Magnoliopsida; Solanales; Solanaceae
Product: peroxidase 24-like
Exons: 4
Coding region: 114-1085 (323 amino acids)
Biological process (GO): response to oxidative stress; hydrogen peroxide catabolic process
Cellular component (GO): plant-type cell wall; plasmodesma
Molecular function (GO): heme binding; peroxidase activity
Source: RefSeq, a predicted model, not a curated record
AGUGCCUAUAAAUAUAGUUCAAAGAAGCCUACUCAAACACUAACAAGAACAUAUUAAUUUUCAAGUUAAUAUAUUAACAUUUUGGCUCUUCGUGUGGAGAAAAAAGAAAGAAAAUGAGGCCAAUUAUUUUUGUUCUCUUUAUUAUUACAAUAGCGGGUUUGGAUAUUUGCGAUGCAAAAAAGCUGAAGAUGAAUUACUAUCACAAACGUUGCCCUUCAGUUGAAAGAAUAGUGAGGGAAAUAACAUGGAGCAGAGUUGGUGCUGAUCCAAGCUUGGCAGCAAAGCUACUUCGCCUUCACUAUCAUGAUUGUUUUGUUAGGGGUUGUGAUGCAUCGAUUCUACUAGAUUCCACUCCAAAAAAUAGUGGAGAAAAAGACGCACUACCAAAUAGAUCUGUCGGAGGUUAUGAGGUUAUUGACGAAAUAAAGAAGAAAGUGGAACAAUUGUGCCCACAUCAAGUUUCUUGUGCUGAUAUUCUAACCUUGGCAACUCGAGAUGCAGUUUCAUACCAAUUUGGAAGAUCAAUGUGGCAAGUACGAACAGGGAGGAAAGACGGACGGGUGUCGAGUGCAUCGGAAGCAUUAGACAGCUUGCCAUCUCCUUUUGCAAACUUCACCACUCUCUUGCACCAAUUUCAGGACAACGAUUUGGACAUUGUGGAUCUGGUCACUUUGUCAGGGGCACAUACAAUAGGAAUAACACGUUGCACAUUGGUUGCUAGAAGACUUUAUAAUUUCACAGGAAAGGGCGAUGCUGAUCCUUCAUUAAAUCUCAAUUAUGCUACAACAUUGAGGAAAUUAUGUCCUAACCCUAUUAAUCGAGCAACUAUUCUAGAAUUGGAUCCCAAAAGUUCUACUUCUUUUGAUAGCCAUUACUUUGAGGCUCUAAAUCAACAUAUGGGCUUACUUGGAUCAGAUGCAGCCUUAAUGACCAACUCACUUUCAGCUAGUAUUGUAAAAAAGCUGCAAAAUCCCCAUGUUUUCUUAGCAUAUUUUGGUCGUUCGAUGAAGAAAAUGGGAGAAAUUAGAGUCCUCGCGGAUGGUGGAGGAGAAAUAAGGAAGAAUUGCAGAGUUGUAAAUGCUUAAUUCAAAGCACAUUUAUUUAAAUCCACUGGCUUUGGCUCUUGGAUUCGAACAGAAUACUGAGAAAUUUCAGGACUAAUAAGGAAUUGUAGAUGAUGAGAGUUGAUUGACCAGUGUAACGUACUUCUUUUUAUUUCAUUGCUUUUCUCAUCCUUAGUUUGAUGUGAAACAACUUCUGGGAUUUUCUUCAAAAUUCAGAAAGUGUAUUAGUGUUUUGCAUUUAGUUCAAAAUGUUUCGUUGUUUUCAAUAAGGAAAAGAAUAUCUUGUAAUGGGGUCAAAGAUAUAGUAA